CCGCCGUCCUCUUCUCAACACUUCCGCCCAGGCUAAUCCUCCCCUGCGGCCAACGUCCGACGCCGGCCCUGCUCGCUCCGUUGCCGAGCCUGCUCGCUCCGGCCCAGCGCUCCGGCGCAGCGCAGCGGUGCCGCAUGCUGUCCCAGGAGCCGGGCUUCUGGGGCAGACUUCUGUUUGGGAGAAGCGGCGCGCCCCCGCCGCCAGCGCGCUGCGAGGAGAGCGGCUCGUGCACCAUCCGCGACCUGCGCCCGGUCUUCGAACAGUGGGAUAGCGACCAGAGUGGCACGCUCGAGCUGGACGAGCUGCGGCGGGGCUUCCUGGCCGCGGGCAUCGAGCCACGAGACUGGGACGCGGCAUUUGGAGCUCUCGACGCUGAUGGGGACAUGCACAUCACGUUCGAAGAGUUCGAGGCGGGUCUGGGCCCCGAGCAGAGAGCGCGCAUCGAGGCGAAGCUCAACGCGGACGGCGUGAUGGCCUCCCUGUAUGUGCCACCCGAGAAGUGGGAGGAGGCGCGCACGGCAGCCGAGCGGCAGCGGGAGGAGUGGCUGCAGUUUCAGGCGCGGAGAGAGGGCAACGGGGUGAAGCAAAAUGAGAUCCUUCGCCGAGAAAUGAACCGGCCGUGAGCCCUAGCGUGAGCCCGUCAAGGGUGAUUCACACACUGAGAAACGGUGACCUGGUCUG
Molecule: messenger RNA, 681 nt
Organism: Emiliania huxleyi CCMP1516
Lineage: Eukaryota; Haptophyta; Isochrysidales; Noelaerhabdaceae
Exons: 1
Coding region: 135-623 (162 amino acids)
Molecular function (GO): calcium ion binding
Source: RefSeq, a predicted model, not a curated record